Molecule: messenger RNA, 303 nt
Organism: Meloidogyne enterolobii
Lineage: Eukaryota; Metazoa; Nematoda; Chromadorea; Rhabditida; Meloidogynidae
Source: the annotation of a GenBank genome assembly
AUGCGUGGAGAAGCUGGUCGUUCAGCAAUUUCUAUUCCUGCGAUUCCUGGAGAUACUGGGUCGUUAGGUGAACAGGGUCCUCCUGGACUGUCUGGAUCUGCAGGUGAACCAGGUCGUCCUGGCUUAGAGGGAUCCCCUGGGCCUCAAGGACCGCCAGGUGCUAAUGGCAAGGUGGGACCGCAAGGAAUUCCUGGCGAAACAGGUUCUCGUGGUGUUCAGGGUUCUCCCGGAGAGCGGGGAAUUUGUCCAAAAUAUUGUGCGUUAGAUGGCGGUGUUUUCUUUGAGGAUGGAACUCGACGUUGA